CCACUUUUCGCCAUGCAAACCGAUCUAAAACGUGUAAAAAGAAAAAGAAAGAAAUAGAAUCCUAAUAAAACGAGAACAACCUCGACAACAAAGAAUAUCGAAUUCCACUGUUGACUUUCACGCUUGUGAAAAUAGUUUUGCUAUUGUCAAAUGUCAAACUGGCAAUUGAAUGGAAAAGUUUCUUUCAAGCAGAAGACAAACAUUUUCUUUCAUAAGCGGUGUCCACACAGAAUAUCGAAUAUUUUUACAAUCGAUGAUUCCAUUGAUUAAGCAAAUAAUGCAUUAAAGUCCAUCCAUCCAUUGUCCGUACCGCUUCAUCCACGCGCGGGCGGAACCUAUCCCGGCCAUCUUCGGGCGGGGGGCGGGCUACACCCUCGACCGGUCGCCAGCCGAUCGCAGGGCACAGACAAACAAGCAACCAUUCGCACCUACGGGCAAUUUAGAGUCUUCAAUCAACCUAGCAACAAUUUUUUUGUCGUCACAUUUCUGUCGGGCCAAUUAUACGUGACCCGCUUUCUGAUGAAACCGAGCCCCGACCGAUCUACUGCCGAUGACUAACCAACGGGAAAAAGUUCCUAACAGUUGUUUCGUUUGUUUUCCUGGUGAAAGAAGCGAGUCUACGGUCAUCCCGCAAAAGUGAAUUGGAAUGAAAAUGAAAGGGUUUAUUCACGUUCAUGUCGCGACGCUUGCAAAAGCCCUCAAAGUGGCUCGCACGCACGCACGAUGCCUCAUCCCUCCUUUUGGAACCCGACUGUAAAAAGACCCCCUUCGCUUUUGAGACCGCGCGCCGCCCCAGCUGGGUGGAGUCCGUCUGCCCGGAGGCGCCCCCCCCCUCCCCUUCUGUCUCCUUCUCUUCUCAGCCCCCAUUUGCGAGCGAGCGACAGCGGCAUGCAGGCGGACAGCUCGGUGUGCGGCGGCGCCGAGGACGCGGCCGGCGCGGCGUCCCUGCUGGAGCGCGUGGCCGGCCUGCUGGACGGCGUGCUGGCCACGCAGCGGCGCAUGGACGAGCGGCAGCUGGAGCUGGAGAGCGCCGUGCGCGACAUCCGCGCCGGCGUUUUCAAGCUCGCCGCCGAGCGGGCCGGCGACGCCGACGUCCUGGAGAAACUUCUGGAGAAGACGCGCAAGGUCAGCAGACACAUCAAGGACGUGCGCGUGCGCCUGGAGAACCAGAACCUGCGCGUCAAGAAGGUGGAGGCCACGCAGGGAGACCUCCUGGCCAAGAACAAGUUCCGCGUGGUCAUCUACCAGGGCGAGCAGGAAGCGCGAGGCGCGACGCCGGCCGACGACGCGGGCGGCCAAGGCGAAGGAGACGCCGAGUCUCACAAGUUGGCUCUUCCGCCGGAUUCGGAUGACGACGAGUACAUGGUGGUGGAGGAGGCCGACUCGGCGGCCGGGCGUCAGAAGAAGAAGACGGGCCUGACGCGCAUGGAGAGCCUGAAGGCCACCUUCUCGCGGGAGAACAUGAGCCGCACCCGCGACAGCCUGGGCACCAAAGUCAACAAACUGGGCGAGCGCAUCGUGACGGCCGAGCGGCGUCAAAAGAUCCGCCGGUCGGGCGAGCGGCUCAAGGAGACCCUCGCCAAGAACGUCCUGAAGAAGGAGAGGACCGUGGCCGAGGGCCAGGAGGGGGCCGACCCCGCCGCCGCCGUCGCCGAGGGGGCCGCGCCCGUGCCGCCGCCCAAGGGCCGCCGCGCCGCCGCCCCGGAGGCGGAGGGCGGCGGCGCCCGGGGGGGCGAGGUACCCGUGUACGACAUGAAGCGGUUGUCGUAGCCGCGCCGGGUGCGUUCGGCGGACGGGAGCCAGCGUUCCGUCGAAGGUCGUGCGACUCUCCGGGCAGCCGACCAGCUUGUGUGGCGUUGACGUUUUUGCAUGCGGCCGAGCGGCGACGAGAUGGCGGCCGGCGCCGUUGUCGAGCGUGGGAGCGACUUUGGCGAAGAAACUGGACGUGGAGGCAACAAUCACUUUGUUUUUUGAAAUGAUGUUUCGUCAUUACUUCCUGUUAGCAUUAGCAUGCAGCUAAAGCUAUCUGUUGAUGAAUUAAACGAGUGACCUGACAAAGA
This is a messenger RNA of Phyllopteryx taeniolatus (common seadragon), 2060 nucleotides long. Its product is annotated as caveolae-associated protein 4a-like. The record is from RefSeq and is a predicted model, not a curated record. Bases 724 to 1770 code for a protein of 348 amino acids. Lineage: Eukaryota; Metazoa; Chordata; Actinopteri; Syngnathiformes; Syngnathidae. Gene Ontology annotation, cellular component: caveola; cytoplasm. Gene Ontology annotation, biological process: regulation of gene expression. The transcript is spliced from 2 exons.